AUGACACACGCAUUCCUGAGACCAGGAGGCAAAUCCAGACGCGUUCCGCGUCUCCCACGCGUCUCCGAGCCCACGCACGCUGCGCUUGGCUUUUCCUCACAAAAAUUCACUGGAAUGCUUUCAGAUCAGAUCUAAUCGAAACCUCCAGCGUCCGACAUUUCGACUGAUGCCGCCCCGACAUCCGGCUGUCCCGGCUCCGCCUUCACCAACGUUCGGAACGCCGACUGUUUUUCGAGUCCUCACGAGCCGGCAGAAUGGUGCGAUGGAGUGACGAGAUUCUGCUGUUCUGGUUCCUUGAUACCUGUCCCAUUUGGCCACUGAACGCCUAUUUCAGAUGCAUCAAAUGGCACGAGUAUUCAGUGUCCGGACGGUACAAUGUACCCGUUCGUCGAGCAAAAGUGCGACAAUCACAACGAGAACCUGCCCAUGUCCGGCAACUGCUGA
This is a messenger RNA of Caenorhabditis sp. 36 PRJEB53466, 444 nucleotides long. The record is from the annotation of a GenBank genome assembly. NCBI's taxonomy places the organism in Eukaryota, Metazoa, Nematoda, Chromadorea, Rhabditida, Rhabditidae.